Molecule: messenger RNA, 2013 nt
Organism: Limulus polyphemus (Atlantic horseshoe crab)
Lineage: Eukaryota; Metazoa; Arthropoda; Merostomata; Xiphosura; Limulidae
Gene: Rpp30
Product: ribonuclease P protein subunit p30-like
Exons: 10
Coding region: 183-1097 (304 amino acids)
Biological process (GO): tRNA processing
Cellular component (GO): nucleolar ribonuclease P complex
Molecular function (GO): RNA binding
Source: RefSeq, a predicted model, not a curated record
ACUGUGAAUAACAACCAAGUUACUCCAUGAAUAUUUCGUUAACCGUAAAACAAUCUUAUUUCGCGUUUUUCUAUAAACCUGAUGUUAAAACAUGGUAGUGCAGGAAGUGGGGGAAAUCGUAAUGUUAAUGUUCGUUAUUCAUGUACCAAUAAUAGGUUGUAUUUGAAUAAUAAUUCUGUAUAAUGGAUCUAAAUAUUAUUAUUCAGCCUAUUGAUGGGCCUAGAGAAGAAGAAAAAAUAUCAAUUCAGAAAGUAAGAAUGGCUAUAAAAUUAGGUUUUGAAGUUGUAGCCCUGAAUGUGAUCGUUGAUGGUCAACAAAUGGAAGGAAAAAAUUUGAAGAUUCCAGAACCUCCUGUUAUUAAACUUGGGGACUUUGAAAUGGCUGAGGUGAAAGUUGCAGGAAAAACCUUUCAAGUUAAAAGCCGUUUAACUUGUGUUGUCAGUGACACCAACCAGUGCCAUCAUCUUACUCGUUCACCACUUGCUAAAAAAUAUGAUAUUUUGGCUGUUCAACCAAUGAAUGAAAAGAUUUUUCAGCAUGUAUGCGGAAAUAUGGAGGUGGAUAUCAUCUGUUUAGAUUUAGCUUCUAGGCUACCAUUUACUCUUAAACGAGAACAGGUGGGACAGGCAUCUACUAGAGGAAUGUUCUUUGAAAUUCAAUAUGCUCCUUGUUUGAAAGAUCGGAUUGCAAGAAGGAAUACGAUAUCCAACAGUCGUAUUCUAACUCAGCUUACAAACAAAGUGAAUAUUAUUAUUUCGAGUGGUUCAUCGCAGGUGAUGGAUCUGAGAAGUUGUUUUGAUGCUGCUAAUCUUGGGCUUCUCUUUGACCUUCCUGAAAAUAAAUGCAAAGAAGCUGUUUGGAGCAACUGCAAGAAAGUACUUAGUCAAGCAGUGUCCAGGAAAUUACCAGGAAAAGGAGUGUUAUUCAUGGGAGGUGCGUCCCAGCUUCAGCCAUCAGACCAGUGGCUAUUAAAGGCAUGCAAAAUGCCCACUACUGGACAAGAAGUUGUGAGUAGUGAAAAGAAAAGCACAGUGUCCAUUACCAGUGACUGUAGUAUUGUCACAAAACAGAAGAAGAAGAAAAUUAGACUUUCAUAAGCAAUAACCUUUACAAGAAAAAAAAAUUGGUAAUAGCCAACUUAAGCAUUCUUUUCUGAAGCCUACAAGCAACUGGUGCAUAUACUUCCUCUACCAGUAAUAUACAUUUAUUGUACUGAAGACAGUUGGAUGCUGAAAUGAGUCACUUCUGUUAAAUCCUUCACAACAUGUGUUGAUAACGAAUGUAAAUUAUGUAUUGACUUGUGAAACUUCAGAUUAUGCACUGAACAUUUGCUUUUGUAAAAUAAGUUUGAGUGCAUAAAAUUUCAUUAUUAUGAAUUGUUUCAGGAAAAGGUUUUACUGGCCAAUGCUGAUGCAAAAAGUUUGACACAGUGUCCCCACCCUUUUUUUUUCGUUCAUUCUUUGAAAAAUAACAACCGAGUAUAACUUGUAUCAUCCCAUUUUACAAUAUUGGAAUUUAUUCAACAAACUUACAUAUAAAUCACUUCAAAAGAGAGCAGUAGCUGAUUUGCUGUAUUCAGUGGUCACCUAUUUAUACUACUAGUCUACAUUAUAAAACUUUUCUUUUUUAGAUCUGCAAGUAUCUGUGUUAUGUGACAUAAAAGAUCAUGGUUAAGAAUUAUUUUUUGGUAAAUCACUUUAAAGAAAUUUUAUGACUGAAAAAUUAAAAGAUUAAUAUUUCAGAAAUCUGUUUGAGAAAAGAUUCCUUGUUUGGUGGUAGGAUUGUAAUCUCUUGAUUUAAACAAGAUAUAGAAGCGAUAUCCUCAUCUGACCAUGGAUCAUUUGCCAACCAAGAAGUUGCAAGAUAUCAGUAGCAGAAAUGUGAGAGUUGGACAUUUCUCAUAUCAAGUCCUUUCUUAAAUUUUGAAAAGAAUUGAAAAUGUAUGAGAAGGCCAGUUUCUGUUUUAUAACAGAUUAAAAAGUUUUGCUCAAAACAAACUCUACCUCAUGUCGG